Oncorhynchus keta (chum salmon) is the source of this 4186-nucleotide messenger RNA. Its product is annotated as GTP-binding protein SAR1b-like. Gene Ontology annotation, biological process: endoplasmic reticulum to Golgi vesicle-mediated transport; membrane organization; vesicle organization. The annotation marks the transcript as partial. Gene Ontology annotation, molecular function: GTP binding; GTPase activity. The record is from RefSeq and is a predicted model, not a curated record. Lineage: Eukaryota; Metazoa; Chordata; Actinopteri; Salmoniformes; Salmonidae. The transcript has 3 exons. Gene Ontology annotation, cellular component: endoplasmic reticulum exit site; COPII vesicle coat.
ACAGCUAGAAGAGUUUGGAAGAACUACCUGCCGGCUAUCAAUGGAGUUGUCUUUCUGGUUGACUGUGCCGACCACGACCGCCUUACAGAAUCCAAGAUCGAACUUGAUGCCCUGUUAGCAGAUGAGACCAUCCUCUCUGUGCCUGUGCUGGUCCUGGGUAACAAGAUAGACCGUCCUGAAGCCAUCAGUGAAGGGGGACUGAGGCAGGCGUUCGUUCUCGAUGGACAAUGCACUGGAAAGGGUAACGUGUCGGUGAAGGAGCUGCAGGCACGACCUCUGGAGAUUUUCAUGUGCAGUGUCCUGAAGAAGCAGGGCUAUGGAGAUGGCUUCAGGUGGCUGGCACAAUACAUCGACUGACAUCUAGGCAGCGCUUCUUUUACUAAACGGACUCCCAUCUUUCUGGGGGGAAUGAAGAGGAUAAGCUAUCAAAUGAAAUGGCCCAUAUUGUCCACCCCCCACACCAUGUGGAAAGAUGUGAAGCUCCCAAUAAUCUGUCAAUUUCAGCAUUAAUUGGUCCAUUUUAAAGGUUUCUAUCUAUGCAAACUUUUAAAAGUGGUUCAUGGUCACAAGAUUCAAGAUGGGUUUGCGUGUAAUACUAAUAAGUCCAUUAGUUAAGUAUAACGUCGACCCGUUCUCUGGCGUGUAAAUUAGAGUAUCCGGUUCUACCCCAACAGAUUUGAUCAUAGCUGCAAUUCAAGCUACAGUAUACGGCAGAUGACCUGUACCAAUGUAGAACCUUUAUAAGGUAUACUGUGAACUUUUACAAUUAUUUCUGAAACAUGAAGGACCAAGUAGUUUUUAAAUGAAAUAGAUUAUAAAUGAUAAGGAUAUUUAUGUGAAUGGUGGCGGUACAAAUACUUGUACAUAGCAGUCCUACCUAGAAUAAGAUGUUCUUAUCACUAAGAGGACAUGAAAGAGGAUAGAUAGACUGAGCAGGAAUAUUCCAACAGACCCAAGUUCCAAUCGCAUCGAAUAGAACGUCAUCUAAGGUUUAGGGGCGGAGUCCAUUUGACCUGAUUCUAUUUCUAUACAUGGCAUGUAUAUCCCAAAUGGCAGCAUAUUGACUAUAUAGUGCACUACUUCAGAGAACCCAUACUUUCUAUGCCCCCACCCUGGUCAAAAAGUAGUGCACUAAAAAGGGAAUAUGGUGCCAACCCUGAUCAAAAGUAGUACACUAAAUAGGGAAUAGGGUUCCAACCUUGAUCAAAAGUAGUGCACUAAAUAGGGAAUAGGGUUGACAUUUGGUACGCGUACCAGGGGUUUGAGAUCAAUUGUAAUGGUCCACGCAGCUAUUGCCUUCAAUGCACUCAGCCAAAGACGUAUGCAAACUAUUUUGCAAGUGACUUUGGGAUGUGUACAUAUAAUAGACCUGGGGGGGGUUGUAGUAGUGAUGUAAUGUUUGUCCUACUACAGUUUAAUGAAUGAAUGGCUAUAGUGCCAUGAUAUGCAGGUACAUUGUAACAGGCCAGAACAAGAGACCGCCAUUGCCAUCAUUCCAUGGUAUGCAGCAAUAAAGCGGAAUGACCAUCAGUGGCCACUACAAUGCUAAUCUUAACAAAAAAGGCUAUGCUACUCUACUAACAUAGCUCUGGCAGAGGUUUUUGUUGAAAAAUAUAGAUAUUUGGUCCCUUUUCAAUCAAGUCUGGUUUAAAAAUACAUAUAUUGGUCCUUUUUCAAUCAAGUCUGGUUUAAAAAUAGAUAUUUGGGCCCUAUUCGAUCAAGGCUGGUUUAAAAAAUAAAUCCCACUUGCAUGCUUUGAGUGACGUACUACUCAAGGAAACACCAGAUAGCCUGGGCACCAGUUUGAAUAGGGCUCUUGGUCCAUGCCCUUUCCUGUUCGCAGACCUGGGGUCGUGUUCAUUAGGCACCAAACGGAUGAAAAUGGACUGAAACGGCACUUGGACAAUGGAAACAAUCAUUUUCGUUUUCAGUUGCAAAAUGUUUUAAAAUGUUUUCCGUUGCAGGCCCCAAAAUGAACACGUCCCAGAUAUUUCUAGUAGAGGUCGACUGAUUAGGAUUUUUCAAUGCCGAUACCGAUUAUUGGAGGACCAAAAAAGCCGAAGCCGAUUUUUAUUUAUUUAUUUGUAGUAAUGAUAAUUACAACAAUACUGAAUUAACACUUAUUUUAACUUAAUAUAAUACAUCAAUAAAAUCAAUUUAGCCUCAACUAAAUAAUGAAACAUGUUCAAUUUGGUUUAAAUAAUGCAAAAACAAAGUGUUGGAGAAGAAAGUAAAAGUGCAAUAUGUGCCAUGUAAGAAAGGUUACAUUUAAAGCUGGUGGUUCCUUUUAACAUGAGUCUUCAAUAUUCCCAGGUAAGAAGUUUUAGGUUGUUGUUUUUAUGGGAAUUAUAGGACUAUUUCCCUCUUUUGUAUUUCAUUAACCUUUGACUAUUGGAUGUUCUUAUAGGCACUUUAGCAUUGCCAGUGUAACAGUAUAGCUUCCGACCCUCUCCUCGCUCCUCCCUGGGCUCGAACCAGCAACAGAACGUCAACAGCCACCCUCGAAGCAGCGUUACCCAUGCAGAGCAAGGGGAACAACUACUAGAAGGCUCAGAGCGAGUGACGUUUGAAAUGCUAUUAGUGCGCGUUAACUACCUAGCCUUUUCACAUCGGUAACACCAGCCUAAUCUCGGGAGUUAAUAGGCUUGAAGUCAUUAACAGUGCAAUGCUUGACGCACAAUGAAGAGCUGCUGGCAAAACGCACAAAUAUGCCUACCACCGCUCAGUCAGAUACUUAGAUACUUGUAUGCUCAGUCAGAUUAUAUGCAACACAGGAUACGCUAGAUAAUAUCUAGUAAUAUCAUCAACCAUGUGUAGUUAACUUGUGAUUGAUUGUUUUUUAUAAGAUAAGUUUAAUGCUAGCUAGCAACUUACCUUGGCUUACUGCAUUCGCGUAAUAGGCUCCUUGUGGAGUGCAACGAGAGAGAGGCAGGUCGUUAUUGCGUUGGACUAGUUAACUGUAAGGUUGCAAGAUUGGAUCCCCCGAGCUGACAGGUGACAAUCUGUCGUUCUGCCCCUGAACAAGGCAGUUAACCCACCGUUCUUAGGCCGUCAUUGAAAGUAAGAAUGUGUUCUUAACUGACUUGCCUAGUUAAAUAAAGGUAUCAUUAAUUUUAAAAAAUGUUUUUUUUUUUAAUCUGCAAAUCUGCGCCCCAAAAUACAGAUUUUCAUAACAAUCUGAAACUUGAAAUCGGCCCUAAUUAAUCGGCCAUUAUGAUUAAUCGGUCGACCUCUAAUUUCUAGGCCUACUGGUAAAUCUUCUUUGUCAUUCUAAGCCUCUGUCAUUUGCAACAUUUCUUAUUAUCUUGAUGUCAAUUUAAUUUGAAUCUGAAAUGGCCAUCACCAACAUAUUUUAGUUGAUUAUUAUUUACAUUUACAUUUAAGUCAUUUAGCAGACACUCUUAUCCAGAGCGACUUACAAUUAUUAUCAGAAUUAACUAAUGGGAACGGGUACUUCCAGCCACGUAGGCUAAUACUGCCUUAUAGUUUAAAUAGAGGGGAGUGUUUCAGCAGUCUGAUUCAGCCUUUUGAUGAUCUACUUGUCACAUUUCCUGUCUGCUGUGUAGGUCAUUUAUUGAAAUGAUUUAUGAUGUCCAUGAUGUGAAGUAUUGGCUUUGUGAUUCAGACAAAUCUAUGGUUGAAAUGCUGCAGGUACUUCUUGACUAUCAGUACAAUGAUAUGAGAGUACGUCUGUAGCUCUGAAUCUCUGGGAAUAACAGCCUUUAUAUCAGCCAGCCUUGGGCUCAGUUCCAUUUCAAUUCAGGAACUAAACUGAUAUUUACAUUUAUUCUCAAAGCUUUUUUAAUGAGGAACAAUUUAAUUGGAGUUUCCGUUUCCUACCUGAAUUGAAAUGAAACUGAACCCCAACGCUGUAUAUCAGUAUUUAACUAUUGAGUACCAUUAACAUUUCUGUAUUCAUUGUAAAUAAUGUAAAAUGGAGAUGGUCUCUUUCUUUGUACAAUUCAUUAUCCUGGAGCUGACAAAACACGCAGGUUGUAAAUCCCAAAUAACACCCUAUUACCUACAUAGUGCACUACUUUUGACCAAAGCCCUAUUGACCCUGGUCCAAUGUAGUGCACUAUAAAGUAUAGGUUGCCAUUUGGCACAUAGACAUUAUUACUGGAUGUACUUAUGAUAACUCGGAUCAUUUUAACGUGAGAAAUUCCAUAAAUAUUUUUAACAAUCA